AUGUCGGAGAAGGAGAACCAUGUGGCGGAGCUCAGAGGCACCGUCACACCGGAACCCCAACCCGACCCUGUUUGUGAUAAGCUGGAUCCAAACAACUACAUACGCCACAGACUUACAAGGCCUGCUACCAACUAUGUGAAUGGCAAGUAUUGUAGGGAUCUUUCUAACCUCAAGAGGAAUCCGGCAAAGAUCCUUCAUGUGAGUGGUUAUGCAUUUGAUAACAGCCUUCAGCCAGAAAACUGUGUACCAAUCAAGCCAUUUAAGCUCGACUUUGAUGAAACAGCUCUUUUGGAUCUUAUUCCAUUUCUUGAAUAUGAAUAUGUUGCUCGUAAUUUUCCUGCUGAUAUCAGAACUGUGCUAUCAUCCUAUGAAAGAAAGGAUGUUGCAAAGGAGUUCCUCGAGCGCUCAAAUAAGUAUCAUAGGUACGAGUUGUUUUCUGUGAUUGUUUUUACUUAUACCAUAAUUUUUACUCGUAAAGUAAAACAAGAAGUGAAUUUAGUGAGCUGCCGUUUGAAAUGA
Molecule: messenger RNA, 519 nt
Organism: Carica papaya (papaya)
Lineage: Eukaryota; Viridiplantae; Streptophyta; Magnoliopsida; Brassicales; Caricaceae
Source: RefSeq, a predicted model, not a curated record